This is a messenger RNA of Gadus macrocephalus (Pacific cod), 1569 nucleotides long. Its product is annotated as adrenodoxin-like. Gene Ontology annotation, biological process: P450-containing electron transport chain; positive regulation of oxidoreductase activity. The transcript is spliced from 4 exons. Lineage: Eukaryota; Metazoa; Chordata; Actinopteri; Gadiformes; Gadidae. Bases 583 to 1125 code for a protein of 180 amino acids. Gene Ontology annotation, molecular function: 2 iron, 2 sulfur cluster binding. Gene Ontology annotation, cellular component: mitochondrion. The record is from RefSeq and is a predicted model, not a curated record.
AAGUUGCAGCAGCUGAGACAACAUCAACAACAACAACAGCAAAGAGGAGCGCACAUUUAUACUUUAGCCGGACAAUUAAUUCCAAAGUAGACUGGGUAUCCCCGCCCUUUCUGCCGGCUGUUUUAGUUCGCCCUGCAGAAGGGUCUGGAAAAGACCAAUACAUUUAUUCUAGUUGCCAUACAUUUUUGCGGGAGCCAAUCACCAAACGGGCUUUUCCCCUGGCGCGCUAUUGGCUGGUUUAACGCAAUGACGAUAGGGAAGCGAGGGCGUCAUUUGAACUAGGCCCAUUAAUCAAGCCUCUUGUGCUGAAGAAAAUGACAGCAGCUUCCCCAGACCAACGAGCAAUCUACGAUUGAGCUUGGUCUUGUAAUAGCCAGGCUUUACCCGCAGCAGAACGUGUUCCUAGUAAACACGUGACGUAACGAGGCCGCGGGGGAGGAGGAGGAGGACCAACUGUGACAGAGUGACGCUGGAGGUUACAAGACGUCCAUAAGUAUCCGUGCCCUCAACCGCUCCGUCCGGUCUAUCGACUACUUUCUAUUUUUGGUGUUCUUUUUAAAAGGUAUCCACUUUGUAUCUUAAAUGGCGCUGGUGACCGCGACCAGCCGACUGCUCCGCCUCACGAUACGGGUCAGUCCUCUGCGGACGGCGGCUGUUGCGUCGCCCCGAUACACGACGCUCUGCACCCCGGGGAGAACGGAUGCUCAGGGGGCAUGCUGCGUCCGUCGGAGAGACUUCACCACCUGCACGCAGAGACUCGGGUCGGACAACAAGGUGACGGUCCACUUCGUGAACCGAGACGGGGAGAAGAUCACAGCGAGGGGGUCGCCCGGAGACUCUCUGCUGGACCUGGUCAUCAACGAGGAUCUGGACUUUGAUGGCUUCGGUGCGUGCGAGGGGACCCUGGCCUGCUCCACGUGCCACCUGGUCUUCAGCGAGGAGGUCUACGAGAAGCUGGGCCCCGUCACGGACGAGGAGAUGGACAUGCUGGACCUGGCGUACGGACUCACCGACACGUCUCGUCUGGGCUGCCAGGUCUGCCUGACCAGGGCGCUGGAAGGCAUGGAGGCGCGGGUCCCCGAGAGCGUGGCGGACAUCCGACAGACCCAGGACAGCUCCUCCUAAUGGCUCGUUAACCAUCCCCGUCGCCGUGGGUAACGGGGUCGACGGGGGCGUUGCUCACCGACGACAACUCUGGUCAACCGCUAUAGCCGUUGGUUGAAAUGUAUUCAUAACUUCGAAAGCUAGCAGAAAGUGAUUUUUACCAGGUAGAGAAAUGUAUAUAUAUAUACAUAUAUAUAACUAAAUAAUCAUAUUUGUAUUGCUUCACCAAAGCCCUUAAGCUAGACAGGUUGACAUCCGAAUUGUGAACUGUAUGUUAAAUCGUGUUCCUAGGCGACGAGCCACGCGAUUCAACCACCACACUAACAUGUUUUUUCUUUUUAUCCACUCUGUGUACUUAGUAGUUAGAUCUUUGUCACAGGAGUUAAUCUUUUUAAUCAAGUGUAUUUAGCCAUCACAAGUUGGACACGUUUCGACACCAUGUAAUAAACUGUAUCACCUUUCUAA